Molecule: messenger RNA, 891 nt
Organism: Tuber melanosporum (Perigord truffle)
Lineage: Eukaryota; Fungi; Ascomycota; Pezizomycetes; Pezizales; Tuberaceae
Exons: 1
Coding region: 258-602 (114 amino acids)
Source: RefSeq, a predicted model, not a curated record
GAUAUAUAAAACACGUGCUUGACAGGUUGACUUCCAUCUCUACAAAUCACCAUAAUCAAUCACCCCCACCCAAACCCCUCACUCAACAGUUUCCCCCCCAUACACAUCGAGAUCUAACUUAUUAUACUCGAGUACCUUCCCACCGUCAUAAACAAUAGCAGAUGUGCUCACAACCGGAAAAACACUUUCGCACCGGGCGACCGUACCGUAUCGUACCGUACACGGUUUAAGUUACAGGUGAGGGGGGGGGGUAAUUUAUGCAUCCUGGAAACCCAGUCCAGCAUGACAAAGCACAACCUUCCCCACGCCACGCCUGCCACUCCCACUACAGUACCAACAAUCCCAUCAAAUCCCUGGCCGAGCCAGCUCUCUUUUUCCUCCACCCUUUUCCCUUCCAUCCUUCCAUCCUUCCCUCCCUCCCUCCCUCCCUCCUUCCUUCCUUCCUCCCUCCGUCCAAGCGUCGCGCUAUCGCAAGUGUCAGAGAUCAUUCGAUAACACCGACCAAAAUCCGGUCCGUGCACCCCUCCCCUAUGCUAGAACUAAUGACGCCGCGACAGCAGCCAAUUUUUAGUCUACCGAUUAACAACCUGGCGAUUGGGUGAGGGACAAUCUAGGAAGAAGGAGAGGAAAGAAAGAAAAAACGGCCUUCUUCUCAACUUUUUUUUUUUUUUUUACGAGGGGUUUCGUCUCGAACUGGGUUGUUGUCUGAAUUAUCGCAAUUUUUCGGUCACAGCUCAAUUCACAUGCACCCCAAGAAUUUUCGUCCACAUCGGUAGGGUAGUUGCUGCUGCUGGUUCGAGCUAGAGAUUGAUUGGGUUCGUGAGGGAAACAACCGUCUUUUUUUUUUCUUUUUCUCUUUCCUUUCUUAGGAGGAGGAGGAGAAACAUAAAA